Messenger RNA from Cynara cardunculus var. scolymus (artichoke), 1094 nucleotides. RefSeq names its product pentatricopeptide repeat-containing protein At1g62350. The record is from RefSeq and is a predicted model, not a curated record. Bases 135 to 860 code for a protein of 241 amino acids. Gene Ontology annotation, molecular function: protein binding. Lineage: Eukaryota; Viridiplantae; Streptophyta; Magnoliopsida; Asterales; Asteraceae. The transcript has 3 exons.
UGUCCCAUCGAUUUCUCCAACGUUCUCCCUUCUUCCACUCUUUCUCCUCCGGCAAGGGCUGUCUUCAUCGUCUCCGUCGAUCUAUGCUCUCUCAAGAUUCAAGUAAUAAUAAGAAGUAUUACGCUUAGAUCAAUAUGCUCAAUUAUGGUCGAACCAUCCUGCUACGAGCUUCAUUGUCAAAUCUGAAAACCAUAACAGCAUCCCUUCAUGAGAUCUCAAGCUCAGCUUCCUCAACAUCAAGCCCAAGCUUAUCAAUAUGGAGGCGCAAGAAGGAAUUGGGAAAAGAAGGUUUGAUUAUUGCCAAAGAGCUCAAGAGACUUCAAUCAAGUCCUGUCCGACUUGACUUGUUCAUCAAGUCCCAUGUCUCUCGCCUUCUCAAGUCCGACCUCGUCUCCGUUCUUGCUGAAUUCCAGAGACAAGACCUCGUCUUUUUAUCCAUGAAGUUAUAUGGUGUCGUGCGGAAAGAGAUAUGGUACCGACCAGAUAUGUUCUUUUACAGGGACAUGCUUAUGAUGCUAGCAAGAAGUAAAAAAGUGGAUGAGAUAAAGCAGGUAUGGGAAGAUUUAAAGAAAGAAGAGGUACACUUUGAUCAACAUACAUUUGGGGACAUUAUGAGGGCCUUUUUGGAUAGCGGAUUGCCGUUGGAGGCAAUGGUUGUAUAUGAGGAAAUGAGACGGGCUCCUGACCCUCCAUUGUCGUUGCCUUUUCGAGUGAUCUUGAAAGGGCUUUUACCAUAUCCCGAGCUGAGGGAGAAGGUGAAGGAUGAUUUCUUGGAACUUUUCCCAGGCAUGAUCAUUUAUGACCCGCCCGAAGACCUGUUUGAAGACUAUCCUUCUGGUAGGGAGAGCGAAUGCAACUAAAAUAGCGGUUUUAAGUUACAAAGAUUUGUUGCAACAACGGGAUGCAACUCUAUAACAGUUUUCGAUUUUGUUUUGAUGUUAUCGAGUUGCCAAAACUUGCAUUGCCUUGUUUGUGUGUGUGUGUAUGUAUAUAUAUAAAAUAGUUCUGAUCAGAAUAAGAGUUAUGUUGAGGAUGUGAGAACAAAGCAUUCAUAUACAUUGAUAUAUCUUCAUCUACAUUCAGCUACCUUUUUU